UACAGACUAGUGCACUACAUCGGCGGCUGCAACUUCAGCGACUCGGAGCGCAUACGCAUAAUAAUGCCUUCUUCCAUAUCGACGCCCUGAGACGAUAUCGAAUGUGAGAUCGCCUUGCCAACGGACAAUGCGGUGUAGUGUGCACCGCUGAUACCACUGAGAAAUUUCCUUCGCUUCCCUUUGUUACUGAGAGAGCGUGAAACCGUGCUAAUACAGGAUGACUGCCAAUCCUCCAUCGAGCCCUGAGGACCGUCGUUCUGGCGAAGAGCCGGAGGUGGCGAGCGCCAAGUCCUCACCACAGCCCUCGUCCGAGCGAGGUGAAGAGAAGGAAAAGGAGUCAAGUGGAUCAGAAGAAAAAGAUACACCUGGAGAGACGAGACAGGAGAAUAUCGAGGAAGGAGAAGCUUCUGCGCCACCAUUGCCAGACGAAGAGAUCCCGCCGCUUCCCAACGAGGCGCCCCCAGGCGAAGUUGAGGACGAUGGAUGGGAGCCUGUCUGGGAUGCCAACGCAGGCGCCUAUUACUUUUACAACCGCUUCACUGGGCUCUCCCAGUGGGAGAAUCCUCGUGUGCCUGCUGCAUCAUCAGGACCACCGGGCGUGGACGCUCCCGCCACCACAGCCCCGACCGUGAGACCUCCCACGACAGGCGGCUAUAAUCCCGCAAUCCAUGGCGAUUAUGAUCCUACAGCCCCUUAUGCACAGCAGUACGAGGCAGCUGAGGCGGAUACGUCUGCCACGGGGGCUCCUGGCACGGACCCCAGCGCCAUGUACGCCGCUACCGGGGCGUUCAAUCGGUUUACUGGCAGAUGGCAGGCGGCAGAUCUCAAUCCCGAGCGAUACAAUGAAGAGAAUAAAUCACGUCGACAGAUGCAUGCCUUCUUCGACGUCGAUGCUGCCGCAAAUAGCCAUGACGGGCGGAGUCUCAAGGCGGAGCGUAGCGCGAAGAAAUUGUCCAAAAAGGAAUUGAAGGAAUUCAAGCAAAAACGAAGGGAAAGAAAAGAAGAAAAACGGAGGGCAUGGUUGCGGGAUUGAUGACCGCUCCUUGCUGUGUUUGAAUGUUCUGGGUCAGUCUUGGUUCAAAUGGACUCGGUGCGGUCCUUUCAUCUCUUCCUUAUGCCUCGAGCAGAUGGGUGUUGAGGCGUUUUCAUCAUAGCGUUGGGUGAGUGGGAUGUUUGCCAAUGCACUUUCUUUCCGUAUUACUGGAUAGCAACCACGCAGUGUAGCAUAUUUUCAAGUUACAUUACCACAUAAAAAGAAUGACAAGACCAUAAACAUACCAUGACUAUCUACAAGAUCGGCAAUCCUAAGUAAUCUGUCGACUCAACUCCCCUCCCCUCCCCUCAAAGCGAAGCAAAAACAGCAUUAAUUAUUACAUACUCGUAUCUCGCAUCGGGAUCCCCACUCAUUUCUUCCGGCCUCAUGUCACGUGAACCGUAUUUCACGGGUCGCCGACCAAA
Paecilomyces variotii is the source of this 1458-nucleotide messenger RNA. Its product is annotated as WW domain-containing protein. The transcript has 2 exons. Gene Ontology annotation, molecular function: protein binding. Bases 218 to 1033 code for a protein of 271 amino acids. The record is from RefSeq and is a predicted model, not a curated record. NCBI's taxonomy places the organism in Eukaryota, Fungi, Ascomycota, Eurotiomycetes, Eurotiales, Thermoascaceae.